AUGAUUUUCUCACGUCUGCUGGCGGUCCUAGCAAUUGCGGGAGCAUCGGCCUCUGCGAGUGCAAACCGGUCGCCGAGUCGCAAUAAACUCAAGCACAUCGACACCAAAGCCCGAGGUGAAGAGUUCUUCCAACUGGGCGAAAUUAUCUAUCUUACAGAUACUCUUCAUCCUGUCUCUAUUCAACCCGUGCCACGUUUAGAAGAUGCUCAGGAUGUCACCUUUCCACUUACCCAUAUAAUCGCGGAGGCGCCAGUGGUGACUGGUCAAUUCCUGGAAGACGUUCUUGGCCGUUACACCCAGGCCGACGAUGUCUUCAACCCUGACUUUCUGGAGGUGAUACUCAUCACCUCUUCAAAUGCCACUUCAGGGCUUGAUACGUCGGCCAUCGCAUACCUGGAGACUCUCGCACCAUCGCACGUCUUCCUCAGUCCGGAGUUCCACGAGCUUGCCAGUAUCAUUAGCCCAUCUCUGCCGGUCACUAUCCUAAACCCCACGUAUUUACGCUCCUUACCUCCUGGACCUUAUGCCGCGGUACUUCAUGAUGAGCGACUCUCACUUUCGAGCGUUUCCAGGCUCUAUACUGACAAAUUUCGUGCUUUUGUCGAUGGUGUUUAUCCGGUAGACGAUGGUAGUGGAGCCUACCGGUCACUUGGAUUUUUCAGUCCAGAAUGGCCCACUCCGGCCAUCCCGGUUCCGUCCAGAAUAUAUAGUUGGACCGACCAUCGACCGCUGGCUGGCCAGAGAUUUGGGAUUAAGGACAUUUUCGAUAUUAAAGGCCUUGUGACGACGUCCGGAAGCAUUGCAUGGACGAUGAUCACCGACCCUGCCAACGCCACUGCUCCUGCGAUUCAGAGGAUUCUCGAUCUAGGCGGUGUGAUAGUCGGGAAGCCCAAGACGUCGCAGUUUGCAAGCGCAGGCGAGCCUUGGGUAUGGGACGAUGUUCGUCCCCCUCUAAACCCUCGCGCUGACGGUUGGCUCUCCUGCUCGGCCUCAUCCGCGGGCAGCGCAUGUGCCGUUGCCGCCUAUGAUUGGCUUGAUUACGCUAUCGGCUCGGAUACAGGCACCUCUAUGCGUCGGCCUGCUGCGGUGGCUGGCACAUAUGGACAGCGACCUUCAGUAGGUCGAAUGAGUCUUGAAGGCGUGACACCUAUCAGCUACUCGACAGAUACCGCAGGGGUCUUCUGCCGAGAUCCUCACAAGUGGGUCAACUUCUCCAGGCUAUGGUACACUCCGGAACUAUACCAGGACACGUCUCUUACGGGCUUACCAAUGUAUGAUACGGGUCAUAACAUUGGCUUGCCCAAGCGAAUACUCUAUCCGGUCGAUUACCUCCCAUUAAAAAAUCCCGCUGCCGAGAAAGUUCUGCAGGACUUCCUCGCCAAAGUAACCACUGCCUUGGACAUGACGGUUGAAACGUUCAACUGGACAGAAAAGAUCGAGUCACUUCCUCAGCCCCCCGGCUUCACGCUCCCAAGAUUACUGUCAAAUUUAAAUAUUAUGUGGGUCUACGAGCAGAUCCAGCUGGUUGGGAAGCCAUUAAUCAGUACAUUUGAGGCUCGCUAUGGCGGUUAUCCUCCCCUGGAGCAACCCAUGCGGGAUACUUUCGUGAGCGCUGCAUAUACUGCUGAAAUGCAUAAAGCAGCACGCGACAUCAGAAGAAUAGCUGCCGAGGCUAACGAACAAGAAAUUCUUUUCAGCACUCCGGACUCUUGCUCGGAGUCGGUAAUUCUCUCCGACAUUGGAGCCGGUGGCCUCCCAGCGUAUAGCGAAGAAGACCUGAACCAUGGCCCUUAUGCUAGCUUUCUUGCACCACCCGGAACGGCAGGCACCUCCGGAGACUUUUGCCCAUUCUUUGGCUGCGUGGAUAUGACGGUACCAAUUGGCGAAGCGCCUUACUGGAGUAGAAUGACCCAGAAGGAGGAGAUGAUACCAGUGACCAUAGGCUUGGUUGCCAAGAGAGGCUGUGAUGAGAUGUUGUACAGCUUGAUCGAGAGGCUGGCAAAUCUUGGAAUACUCACAACCGUGAAAGCGGGUGACAGAGCCUUUUGAUGCAAGCAUAGCCAGAGCUCGGUGGGCUGUAGCUCCACAACAUUGUUGCAACGUUGAUAUGACCACAAUCACGCUUCUUUCGACGAUGUUGCCUUCGCGUGUAUCUCCUUCAGGGACCGACGAUGGAGAGCCUAUGCUUGACCGUUCACAUCUCUCCUGCGGACCGGGAUGACCUGAAAGGAAG
Messenger RNA from Exophiala xenobiotica, 2233 nucleotides. RefSeq lists its product as uncharacterized. Lineage: Eukaryota; Fungi; Ascomycota; Eurotiomycetes; Chaetothyriales; Herpotrichiellaceae. The transcript is spliced from 3 exons. The record is from RefSeq and is a predicted model, not a curated record. The coding region runs from base 1 to 2049 and encodes 682 amino acids.